CUUUUAUCCGUCCAGAACAACUGAAACCCAUCGAUCAUCGUGUAUAGAAAAGUAUUGUCCUCAAUCAAGUGUGAACAACCCUGUCUUUGGAUGCACUUUAAUUCCUCUUGAAGACAAUAUAACAGCUAUUGACAUCUGUAGCUCAGGAAAUGAUGUCACUAGGCUCCUCCCACCCCUUACCUGAACAGAGGGGUAGGGCCAGAUUGAAGUCGUCUGUACAGACAGGAAAAAAAACAAGGAACCGUUCACAACCUGUUUGUCUUUGGCGGAAAACUUUUUUAUGUGAAAAAGAGAACCCGGAGUGCACAGGAUCGUAUUAAACAGCUUGAAAAAUGGACGUCCCAGAAAAUUCCCCAGGGAUUAUGGGACUUCUGAAAACUUUUGACGCUUCAGAGUUUGGGAGUUGGGAAAAGAUUGGCUCCGGCGGCUUUGGACAGGUGUACAAAGUACGACAUAUGCAGUGGAAAACAUGGUUGGCGAUCAAGUGCCCUCCCAGCCUUCAUUCAGAUGAAAAGGAACGCGCUGAACUUUUAGAGGAGGCUAAAAAGAUGGAAGCGGCUAAGUUCCGCUACAUCCUCCCCGUAUACGGCAUCUGCAGCGAUCCGCAGGGACUGGUAAUGGAAUACAUGGAGACGGGCUCUCUGGAAACUCUCCUGGCCUCGGAGCCGCUGCCCUGGGAGCUGCGUUUCCGUAUCAUCCACGAGACGGCGGUGGGGAUGAACUUCCUGCAUUGCAUGAACCCGCCCCUCCUUCAUCUCGACCUUAAACCUGCCAACAUCCUGUUAGAUGCACACUACCACAUCAAGAUUUCUGAUUUCGGCCUGGCAAGGUGGAACGGCUUUGCGAGGAAUGACGAUAUUAGCCGUGAUGGCUUUUGUGGCACCAUCGCCUACCUUCCUCCAGAGAGAAUCAUAGAAAAAGACAGAAUCUCUGACACUAAACACGAUGUGUACAGUUUUUCCAUUGUUAUCUGGGGAAUCCUGACUCAGAAGAAGCCAUAUCAAGGAGAGAAUAACAUCCUGCACAUAAUGGUGAAAGUGGUGAAGGGCGUUCGUCCGGAUCUCAGCGUUAUUCCCCGCAGUCGUCCUCAGGCCUGCUCGGGGUUCCUGUCCCUUAUGCAGAAAUGCUGGGCACAUUCCCCUCAAGCCAGACCCAGUUUUCAAGAGAUCACAUCGGAGGCCGAGGAGUUGUGCACUAAACCGCAUGACGAGUCCAGAGCUUCCGUUUCAUCAGAACCAGACUGUUCCCCUUGCCCUGCCCCAGCCUCCAGUGAACAGACUAACAACCAAAAGCCGGUGAGGCCGAAGUCAGCCAUGUUACCUGAGAAAGACUACAGCCUGUCUGAGCUGCUGUGUCAGAUUGACUCCGGCUUGUCUCGCAGUUUUAGCAAUGUCAAAGAAGAGUCCCUUGAGAGCAAAGACAACACCAGCAAGAGACUGUCAGGCAUCUCCUCCGUAGACUCAGCUUUCUCAUCCCAAGGCUCGAUUACAUUGUCCUUUGAGAAGGAAAAUGCUGUGAAUGACUCCAGUGAGCUACAGAAGAAGAAGCUUUGUGAAGCCAUUCGCACUGAGGACAUCGCCAAGCUGAUGAAAAUCCUCCAACCACAAGACGUUGACUUGCUCUUGGAGGGUGGCUGCAACCUGCUCCACUUUGCUGUGAGUCUGGCCAAUGAGGAGGCAGUUAAGUUUCUUCUUCUUAGCAACUGCAACCCUAACUUGCCCAAUAUCCACGGAGCCACGCCCCUCCACCUGGCCGCUGAAAAGCGUCUGAAGGGAGUGUCUGAGAUUCUCCUGAGCCGCAAAACAACAAAUGUCAACGCCAAGGAUGAGGACCAAUACACACCUCUACACUUCGCAGCACAGAACGGUGACGAAGCCCUAACCCGUUUACUCCUAGACCGCAGUGCUUCCAUUAACGAAACAGAUGCUCAGGGACGCACGCCGACACAUAUCGCCUGCCAUCACGGACAGGAGAACGUGGUGAGGGUCUUGCUAAGUCGCGGAGCUGACGUCCACGUGAAGGGUAAAGACGACUGGACGGCGCUACACCUGGCUGCCUGGAAAGGGCAUUUGGGAAUUGUGAAGCUCCUGGUGAAGCAGGCAGGGGCAGAUGUUGAUGGGCAGACGUCGGACGGGCGCACUGCACUGCAUCUGGCAUCUCAAAGGGGGCAGUACCGAGUGGCACGAAUCCUGGUGGAGCUCGGCGCCAAUGUGCACCUCACCUCCGACGGCUUGCACAGUCCACUUCACAUAGCUGCGGACACCGGCCACACCAGCACUUCAAGGCUGCUUGUGAAGCACGGUGCUGAGAUCAACGGCCGAACAGCCAAUGGCUGCACCGCCUUGCACCUGGCAGCACAGAAAGGCCACCUUCCGACGGUUAAAAUGCUCCUGUUAGAGGGUGCCGACCCUGAGAGCAUCAACCAAGGCCUUCGCACAGCAUGUCAUCUGGCUGCCGAGAACGGCCACUGUGAGGUUCUCAAAGAGCUUCUGCAGAGCUGCCCUGAUCUCGCUAACACUCAAGAGCAGAACGGAUUCACUCCGCUUCACCUGGCUGUACGCGGUGGCUACAAAGAUGCAAUCUGCGUUCUGCUCGAACGUGGCGCCGAUGCCGCACCGUUGUCUCCGCGUCCCGCCAGAGAAAAUUCGCUAGACUACACGUCGGAAUCAGAGCCGGAGAGUCCGAAUCCCCUCACCCCGACAAAACUCCAAAGGAAAGUAGUCGUUCUGAAACUCACCAGCCACAAAAACACUGACAGCACACGGAUCCCUGUAGACGCGCCAUGCGAAUCGGCACUUUGUUGAGGGUCCUGCUGGGGUUUCACUUCAUGGACUUCAGAAACCCUUGCCAAUAUACUCACAGACACUUUCUCCCUCUUUCUAUCAUUAUAAAAACUGACAGAUGCUGGAAAAGAGGGACUUUAUCCACUGGGAUUUAAUGUACAUAUUGUAAUUACUUAUUUCCUCCAGGGUUUGGGCUCCUAUUGGCUUUCCUCCUUAAUAAUAGAGUUAUUUUGUGAGUGGAAAUGCAUUUAUGUAUAUAUAUCGGUACUGUAGAGCCUGGAUAUUGUACUUCCUUUCACUUAUUUUCAUUGCUGUUUUGAUGUACAGUUGAAGUCAAAAGUUUACAUACGCCUUGCAGAAUCUGCAAAAUGGUAAUUAUUUUACCAAAAUAAGAGGGAUAAUACAAAAUGCAUGUUAUUUUUAAGUUAGUACUGACCUAAAUAAGAUAUUUCACAUGAAAGAUGUUUACAUAGAGAAAAUAAUAGUUGAAUUUAUAAAAUGACCCUGUUCAAAAUUUUACAUACACUUGAUCCUUAAUACUGUGUUCUUGCCUGAAUAAUCCACAGAUGUUUUUGUUUUGUUUUGUUUUGUUUUGUUUAGUGAUAGUUGUUCAUGAUAUCCUUGUUUGUCCUAAACAGAACUGCCUGGUGUCUUUCAGAAAAGUCGUUUUUUUUGUUUUAGCUUUUUUGUGUAUUUAAACCCUUUCCAAAAAUGACUGUAUGGUUUUAAGAUCCAUCUUUUCACACUGAGAACAACUGAGGGACUCAUAUGCAAAUAUUACAGAAGGUUUAAAUGCUCACUGAUGCUUCAGAAGGAAAAACAAUGCAUUAAGAGACGGGGGUGAAAACUUUUGAAAGGAAUGAGGAUGCGUACAUUUUUUGGCUGAAUAUCAUAUUUUUUCCAUUUAGUACUUCUCUUCAGAAGCUACAGAAGAUACUUACAUGUUUCCCAGAAGACAAAAUAAGUAACAUUUACGGUGAUCUUCAAAUUCAAAAGUUUUCACCCCCCGGCUCUUAAUGCAUCAUGCUUUCUCCAGAAUCAUCAGUGAGCAUUUGAACCUUCUGUAAUAGUUGCAUAUGAGUCCCUCAGUUGUCCUCAGUAUGAAAAUUUCAAAAUCAUACAGUCAUUGUUGGAAUGGGUUCAAAUACACAAAAAUGCUGAAAACUCAAAGAAUUUGUGGAACCUAAACUGUUCAGGAUAAACAAAGGACAGCUAUCAUAAACAACUAUCACUAAACAAUUCAGGUAACAACACAGUAUUAAGAAUCAAGUGUAUGUAAACUUUUGAACGGUGUAAUUUUGAUAAAUUCCACUAUUAUUUUCUCUAUUGGACUAUAUGUAAACAUCUUUUAUGUGAAAUAUAUUAUUAUAAGUGCUAAAUAAAAAACAGCCUGCGUUUUGUAUGAUCCCAAGUUUACAGUAUCUGCUAAAUGUUAUUUUACCAAAAUAAGGUAAAAUAACAUUUAGCAGAUUAUGUAAACUUUUGACCUCAGCUGUAUGUCUAUGAUUUCAUUGUUUUCUUCUUCCUCUUCUUGUUACCAGAGUACAGUAGUUGUUGAUGCAAUGCAGGCAACCCCAAAAUUGUUUAGACGUUUCUAUUAUAACAUAUUAGAAUAAGCUUACCCUAUAUCAGCACUUCAAAGCUAUAAUUUAAACAGAAAUGGCAAA
Messenger RNA from Labeo rohita (rohu), 4450 nucleotides. It is a transcript of the gene ripk4, whose product is annotated as receptor-interacting serine-threonine kinase 4. Bases 333 to 2804 code for a protein of 823 amino acids. Lineage: Eukaryota; Metazoa; Chordata; Actinopteri; Cypriniformes; Cyprinidae. The transcript is spliced from 9 exons. Gene Ontology annotation, biological process: protein phosphorylation. Gene Ontology annotation, molecular function: protein kinase activity; protein binding; ATP binding. The record is from RefSeq and is a predicted model, not a curated record.